AUUGAGUAUUACGUCUUGGCUGCCUGGCCUCCGUUCUCUUCUUGACCGUCGUAGCCGACCUUGACACGCCCAUAGCGCAGGGAAUAUCCCUCUCUAGCUGCUCGUAGGUCUUGGCGUCAGCUGUAUCUCUGCCUACUCAACAGUGUCAACACUGCAACAAAGGGGCCAGGACAUGCAUCAAAGCUACUGAAACGAGAACGGAUGCACUACACGGACGCUGGACUCUCAUUUUCGAAGCCUGCUGUAUGAUCUCGGGUCUCUGCGGGCAUCAGAGAAGUCUGACCAAUAUAGACUCGGAAUCUUUAAAGACACAGAGAACCAACAGGAAGGGCACGCUACGCUGAGCGGCAGAAGCAUAUAUAAUAUAAGCUCGCCGUGGCACAUACUGUGUGACUUUGACCACCGGUUUGGACGUGCAGUCACGAGUGACACCUGCGAACUAUUCACAUUAUGGCCGAGGAGAUCGAUCUGGACACCAGUCGGAUCACGCAUUGGCGGUCCAUCAUCAUACUCAUCGUUUUCGUUUUGACCAACCUUGUUGUGCUUUUUCCAUUUCACAUCCCCGUGUACAUCCCGCGUGUGAUUUGUGAUGGCACUCGAAGCCUAUUGCAAGCUGCUCGAAUCAUCUCUCCGGAUGAUGGUCCGAGAAGAGACACUACUGCUGAUCAUGGCAAGUUCGUACGAAUGCGGCUCUCCAUGAACUUCCUCACGGCGCCAGUCAUUGCCGACCUGUUCCUCCUUGCCAUUACCGCCAUUGGACGGACAGAAGUGCGUGAUGGCACUGUGGGCUCCAACCAUAUCGCUCCACUCGAUAUCAUGGCAUUCUUCAUCAGCUUGGCAUACAUUGCCAUUUCCAUCGAUGCCUCUGGCCUGAUCAGGUUUCUGGCUUUCAAAGUGCUCCAAAGGGGUGGCAAACAUGGCAUUCGUCUCUAUCUCUAUCUUUACAUCUUCUUCUUCACGCUCGCUAGCUUCGUGGGGAACGAUCCAAUCGUGCUCUCCGGCACAGCAUUCCUCGCAUACAUGACGAGAGUCUCAAGGAACAUCACAAAUGCCAAGGCAUGGAUAUAUGCACAAUUCGCGAUGGCGAAUGUCGGUUCCGCAGUCCUCGUUUCCUCAAACCCCACCAAUUUGGUGCUCGCCGGCGCUUUCGGCAUCAAGUUCAUUGUCUACACGGCGAACAUUAUCGUUCCUGUGAUCGUCACGGUUCUGAUCCUCUUUCCCUGCUUGUUACUUCUGGUAUUCCGUCAGGAUGGUCUGGUUCCAAGAACAGUUGAGAUGCAUGAACUGCCUGAAAGCGCAAAACAUGCUCCACCUGUGAAUCCCAAUAUUCCCAGACCUGCUGGAAGUGACGAGGACGAAGAGCUGAAAGCGCUGUUGGAGAUUAUGCAUCCUUACGUUGACAAGAAGAGCGCUGCGGUGGGCGUGACCGUCAUGACUGUGACACUGGUUACCAUAUUAGUGCUCAAUGCAACAGCCAAAACGGGCCACGAACACCCCGUCUUCUGGGUGACUGUGCCUGGGGCUGUCGUGAUGCUUUGCUGGGACUUGUCGUAUGGAUGGAAACAUCGACAUGAGUCCAGACAGGCUGCCUCCGGAACGCCCACGUCGAACUCCACCACCGAACCUCCUAGUGAACUUCACUCCAGGAACGAAGAAGAAAAAUCGGACUUUCAAGAGACUCUUGGAGGAGAAGACCCCGAGAAGAUGACUAUUGAGUUAGAGAAACCACCCCGACAAAGCGACGUCCCGCUCGCUUCGGUACCAAAAGAGUCCGAGAGCGUAUCAGCACCUCCACUCGAUUCCCGCACCAUCACAAACACCACCACGAAGCAACGAAGCUUGCAGUCCAUCAUCGCUGAUACGUGGAAAUGGCUACGACAGACUUUCCCCACCACGACCGUGGUCGUACAGCAUCUCCCUCUGAAACUGGUCCCGUUCGCUUUGGCAAUGUUUGUCCUCGUCCAAUCUCUCGUCACAUCGGGCUGGGUGGCAACAUUCGCAUAUGGAUGGAGUCACUGGACGAGUAGGACAGGAGUCGUAGGAUCUAUCGGUGGCAUGGCUUUUGUAUCGGUCGUUUUGUGCAACUUCGCCGGAACCAACAUCGGCACCGCAAUCCUCAUCUGCCGCGUCCUCCAAUCCUGGGUCGAAAUCCACUCUCGCAACGGCGACCCCAUUUCGCAACGCAUGUUCUGGGCGACUAUCUACAGCAUGGCUCUCGGCGUCAACUACGGCGCCUUCAGUACCGCCUUCAGUGCCUCUCUCGCCGGCAUGCUGUGGAGGGACAUUUUGGCGAGAAAACACAUUUUCGUGAGUAGUCGGGAUUUUGCAGUGACGAAUUUGCCCAUUAUUACGAUUGCGAUGGUCGUGGGGUGUGUGGUGUUGAUUGGGCAGGUGUAUAUUACGAGGGGGGAGGAGGCGUAUAUGGGGUAGAUGGGGUCAGUGUGAUGGAUGGAGGGAUGGAUGGAGGGAUGGG
This is a messenger RNA of Sphaerulina musiva SO2202, 2473 nucleotides long. RefSeq lists its product as uncharacterized. The transcript is spliced from 4 exons. The coding region runs from base 451 to 2430 and encodes 659 amino acids. Gene Ontology annotation, biological process: transmembrane transport. The record is from RefSeq and is a predicted model, not a curated record. Gene Ontology annotation, cellular component: membrane. Lineage: Eukaryota; Fungi; Ascomycota; Dothideomycetes; Mycosphaerellales; Mycosphaerellaceae.